Leptinotarsa decemlineata (Colorado potato beetle) is the source of this 1182-nucleotide messenger RNA. It is a transcript of the gene Arglu1, whose product is annotated as Arginine and glutamate rich 1. Gene Ontology annotation, molecular function: cadherin binding. The record is from RefSeq and is a predicted model, not a curated record. Lineage: Eukaryota; Metazoa; Arthropoda; Insecta; Coleoptera; Chrysomelidae. Gene Ontology annotation, cellular component: mitochondrion; nucleoplasm.
UAUUAAGUAUAUAUAUAUAACGUCAGAUGUCAGAUGGUUUAAUCAUUAACAGAAUCGAAAAACGCUUCGUAUCUGUACGGCAGUCAUUUUGUAUUUUAAUAUUAGCAAAAGGAUUUUUCCUCUAAAAUUGCUGUAGGUGCGGUUUUGUGUGAUAUUUUUUUUUGUUCUACUACCAAAGCUAUUAGUCGUGAGAAAAAAAAUUCUGAAAUACAGUUUCAUAACUUGGUUUACUUAGUUUGAAAAUGGGCAGGUCUAGAUCUCCCAGUAGGUCUCCCAGAAAACACCACAAAAGUAAACAUCACAAGAGGAGCAAAUCAAGGGACAAAAGCUCCAGUACUUACAAAAAUAGUGACAGGAUGGAGAGGUCUGAGAAAAUUAAAGAUAAAAGUCUCAAAUCCAGUAAAAAGCGUUCACAUUCCAUAUCAUCUUCCUCAAGUAGCUAUGCAUCUGAUGACUAUAGCAAAUCCGAAAGAUAUUCUAGUAAAAGGCAUAAGCUUCGAAAAAUGGAUGAAGUAGAGCGUCUAGCAGAGAUGGAAAGGCAAAGACGUCAAAGGGAAGCAGAACAGAGGCUAAUAGAAGAAGAGACAGCAAAACGAAUAGAAGAACUCGUCAACAGGAGGGUUGAAGAAGAGUUAGAAAAAAGAAAAGACGAAAUCGAAAGGGAAGUAAACAGGAGGGUGGAGGAGGCCAAACAAAUAAUGGAAAAAGAAAUGAUGGAAGACCUGGAGCGGAGAAGAGAAAAGUUGAAAGAGGAAGAGAAACGUAGAGAGGAAGAAGAAAAGAAAAAACAGGAAAUGGUCGAAAAAAUCUUGGAAGAGAACCAGAGGAAAAUAGAGGAAGCUCAGAAGAAAUUGGCUGAAGAAAGGUUAGCAAUGGUGGAGGAACAGAGAAAAAUAGACGAGGAGAGGCAGAGACUAAGGAAAGAACAGGAAAAGAGGACAAAAGAGGAACAGAAGAAAAUACUGGGAAAAAAUAAUUCCAGGCCUAAAUUAUCCUUUUCUCUUAAACCUGUUCUUUAGCUACUUUUGCUGUUGGUGCUGUGAAAAUAAGUGUAAUUCAUAAUUCUGUAAAUAUUGCGAAUAAUGAGUAAGUUAAGUUUAAAUGUAAUAUAAAUAGUGUAAUAUUUACCAUUUUACAUAAGAAUCAUUUUGAUAAUUAAAAAGCUCUUCUUCACUCCUCUGA